Messenger RNA from Arvicanthis niloticus (Nile rat), 9972 nucleotides. NCBI's taxonomy places the organism in Eukaryota, Metazoa, Chordata, Mammalia, Rodentia, Muridae. The record is from RefSeq and is a predicted model, not a curated record.
UUUCUUGAAAUUGCACACUCCGAUUUGUUGGAAAUAAAGGACCUUGUGACUGGCUUUGCUUGACUGGUCAUUGGUAUCUCAACAAGCAUGGAGAUGAGAUUAGAAGUUUUGACAUCAACAAGUAUCAAACAGAAAAAACCCUGGCCCAGAGUAUCCUGGUUGGGUCAAGAAAAUGAAGCUGUUUUUCUUUUGGAUGAGAAAUUCAUAAAUGAGAUUAAUUUGCUGUCGGGAAGAACAAAGAAGAAGAUUCCUAGUCUGCAGCCUUUGUUGAAGGAUGUUGUUUUCCUGGCAACAUCCACCAAUGAUGUGUGGCUGUCUGGGGUCCUCACUACUGGAGAGCUGUUCCUGUGGAACAAAGAUCAGGAUUGUUUGAAAAAGAUCCAGGUGACUGACACGCCUAAGGAGGCUGUGAAAGCUGCAGUAGCAAGCUCUUCAAGACUAUACUUAUAUGUAGCUGAAAAUGGGAAAAGAAUUCUGCUUAUUACGUCUUCUGGCUGCAUACUUCUGUGGGAAUAUUUGGAACUGAAGAAUAUCUUAUCUUCUAAAAGCCUUUCUUUGGUGGGUCAGUGGUCCCAGAUCCUGCCCGAAGAAGCAGUUUUAUUGCCUUCCACUAAAGAUAAAGAAGCUGUAGUGGAUGCUGUUUUUGUAAAAAAUGAGUUACUUGGCGACUGCUGCCUGUGUUCGUUUACUUUUUAUUCUGGAGAAUGCUUGAAGUUAACAUUUCUGGCUAUUCAGUGGUAUGAGAAUAUAUUUACAUCUGUAAGGUCAUUCCCAUUUCGUGUUCACUGGGCACAACAGGAAUGUCUUCUGUGUAAUCUGAUUCCUAAGUGUGCAUCAGUGAAGUCAAGAGGAGCUUUGAUCUCUGCCUUCUCAAGAGAUGGCCUUGCCCUAGCAGUAACUCUUAAUCAGAAAGAUCCAACGGCAACUCAGGUGUUAUUUAUAAACACAAUGAAUUUUGUUACUAUCUGUGGUGGCCUUAAAGGAUGUAGUAAUAAGAAUCCUGUGGUUCCAGCUACACUUACCAGGUCAUACUGGGUUGGUGACAUUAGCUGGACGCAUGACAGUCUAUUUCUGGCUUGUGUAUUAAAACGUGGCUCCCUGGUUUUAUUGACCUGCCUAGGUGAAUUGCUAACAUUAGUUACGUUUGGUUGCUCUAUAGAAUUUGGGCCAGCUGAAUUUAUUCCUCUUCAUCCACUAAUAACAUAUAGACCCCAGCAGCUUCCAUUUCAAGAUUCAAACAAUUGUGGAGACUCGUCAGCCUCUGAGAGUGACCCUCUGAGACAGAGGUUUUCUAUAAAAGCACACUCGCGGCUACCCUACCUUAUUAUCUCUGAUGGCUACAUGGUCACAACCCUUCGGUUUCUUGAUAACCAGUCUCCAACAGUGCUCAUGAGGACCUUGCUUCUUGAUUCAACCCAGAGGCUUGAGAAAGCCUACCAGAGGAUGAUGCUGUCGAAGCCCAAGGACAAAGGGCUGAAUUUGCGAUCUCUGGAUUCCUUGAGGUCUAGCCUGUUAAAGCGUCAAGGGAAGGAAAGUUCAGUACAAUGCGCUGUCCCCAGAUUUUUGCAGGUAGAAGAAACAAUGAAGUUAAAUGAAACCUCGGAUGUUCAGGAUUUUGAAGGAGAAGAAACUAAUGAAGUUGAACAAUUUCUAAACAGUUCAUUUUCUUUUGGUAACCAAAGAAAAGAUCUACUAUUUAAUAUUGUCAAGGAAGGAAGAUUGGAGUUUGCAUCUAUGUUUGAUACAGUUCAUGCAAAGGAUGAUUCCAAGGAGACAGACAGAACCACUGCAGAACUGCACUGUAUCCAGAAAAAACUACUUACAGCUUGGACUAUAGGAAUUUCAAAAAAUGUAACAGAAAAAAAGUUAAUGUUAAAUUACACAGUACUUUGCAUCACUCAUUUUUUCUAUAUUCUUCAGUUUAUAAAAUGUCCUUUGCCUAAGUUUGGCCUGUUUUUAAAUAAGAGUCUGAAGCAUAAUACAUGGGUACUUUGUAUCUUUCAACUUUUUCAUCAGUGUUUAUCAAUUCACUAUUGGGAUAUGAGGUACAGACAAAAUAUGGGCCAUUUGAUAAAGCUCACCACAAAUACUGUAAAGCUUUUAUUGACUCAGCCACAGACAAAUGGAUUGUUCUCAGAAAAGCUUUCAGCUUGCCUUUCUUUACUCCAAACUGUGACUGACUAUUUAAAUGGCAUAUGCAGUCUUCAGCCUGAGGCUGUUCCAGCAGCAGCAGGCGAAAGUAGACCAGCAGAGCUAGACUCGUUAAUGGUACCUAUCUUUCAAGCUUCUAAGGAAAAUUGGUCUUGGGGCUCAUCUUUAAAGAUUUAUCCUCAAGUGACAAAUCUUGUUCAGAAGCCAGGUCACAGAUUGAUUGCUCUUUGGAGACUAUUAUACAAAAAAACUUUAUGGUAUCAAGUGCAAUUAAGCCGAAGAACUCCUGAUGGUGACAGACAAUUAACUGAAAAUAUAACACAUGAAGUAUCUUUUGUCAAGACUCUGUUAUGUCAUGUCCAGACUAACCUGCAGAUGGCUGGGGAGAGCUUGAGUCAAGCCUUAGAACUUACACCUAUCAGUGGUGAAGAAUGUUUUCUGCUAGCAUCAUAUGAAAAGUCAGUUUGCCUAUGGAAGAAGGCUCUGCAAGAAACCCAAGAGAAAGGAGGAAGAAGGACGUGUCUUCUUCAGUUACGCUACUAUCUCUCUCUCCUAUACUGUCACCUCUACUGCUAUAAUUUGAACGAUGCUCAAGGAUUAUGUGAUCACCUAGUAAGAGAGAUACUCAACUGGUCCCAGCUACCUGUAAAAGAAAGUAAAGAUUGCUCAGAUUCUGAGAUUGCAGUGACUGGAAGUGUACACCCCGAGGCAGCAGUCAGAGUUGUCCAGUGUAUGGCCCGUUUCAUGGCUGCCUACUUCACCAAUGAGCCGCUCUUUAUCCUGCCGCCUCACAGCGUGAACAUCCUUCCUCCGCUUCAUGUGAAAACAGAGCAUUCCCUGCGACUGAUUCCUCUACAGCACUCUAAGGUGGCCAGUAUUGUUAGAGAUCAGAACCUCUCCAAUGUGUGGACAGUUGAAUAUACUCUCGAAUUAUUAUUUAUUGGUGGCCUGAUUCCAGAGGCUGUGUGGAUGGCACAUAAACUUGGAGACUGGAAAACGUCUGUUUCCAUUGGUGUGGCCUUCCAGCUGUUCUGUAAACAUUGCAAUUCUGGGCGGUCCAAGAAAAAGGGUAUGGACCUCCCAUUAAAUAUGAUACCGGCACAGAUUUUCCAGGAAAAGCUGCAGUGUUUUUUAGGUCAGCCAGUCUCUUUGGCAGCAAAAAAUGAAAAGGGCUCAAAAUAUAAGCAAUUUACAGAUCCCAUUGAAGAAGAAGAUGCUAAUCUGCUGUUCGGGUCUGUGCAAGAAGUGCUGAAAGCAUCAGUCAUGGCCGAUGCAGAUGUUGUUUCAGAAACACUACAGCUCUUGAUGGACUCCGCUAAGGACUUCAGUAAGAAGCUGUGGGGCUUAGUGCCCAUUGACUUGUAUCUUCCAGCGCCUCCAUUGUAUUGCCCGCAGCCAGCUGUUCUUAGUGAGGAACAUGGUGACAAUCUUCUUUUAAAAGCUGAAAAAGAUAAUCGCCAAAAGCUGUCUGGAAUCCUGCAGCGAGUUCUCUUGCUUUUCCGGGCAUCUCGGUGUUCUUUUCCUGUAGCACAGUGGUACAUCUUACAGCUGAGGUGGGCAAGAAAGGUCAUGCAGAAGAUUCGAGUGAAAGGCUCCCUUCCUUCUCUUAGUUCUUUCCCUGAAUCCUUACUCAAUUACUGUAAAGGAGGGAUAGCAUUCUUUAGACCUGGAGCAGCUGGAGACCACACGCUUGAUGAAGUUUCCAUCAAAAUCCUAGGUUGCUUCAGAGAACUUUGUGCUUUGUGCUGGAUGUUGCAUAUCCGGGAUAAAUUAUCAUACACUUGCAGGCAGUAUCAGAAAGCAAGAGAAAAUGCAAAGAUAGAAAAGGACCUCGAGGUGGAGUUUGAUUCUUGUGUGGUUGAGCACUGUUUUCAUGCACUGGAAUGGGCCUGCAGGAUGCUACCAUUCUCUCGGUUUUUUAAUAUGGAAGAACUUAUUCAGGAUAUAAUUUUGAGCCUUAUUGGAGAACUGCCACCAGUCAGAAAGGUAGCAGAAAUUUUUGUGAAAGCAUUUCCCACUGCCGAGGCUAUAAGGGUUCCUUUAAGAGAGAAAUACCACUCUCUUCAACAGACACUCAGACAUGCUGUUGUGAAAGGUCCUCAAACUGAGGAGCUGAUGUCUACAGUCAUGAGGUCUGCCCACAAAGUGAGGGUGAAAGCCCUAAAACGCGUGCAGAGGAACAUAGGCGCUUUUGAGAUGGAUAUAUGGGAGCCGGAUGAAGAAGAAAAACCAGCUGUUGCUCCUGCCGCUGACAGGUUUUCCCUGGGGACCAGUUUGAGCAGAAGUACACUCACGUUAGAACUGGGCAAUUCUCUGCUACACAGUGAUGCAGAUACCUUCUCUGAAACCUUGUCUUUUGAAGAAAAAACUUGGAUACACUUCUAUCAAAGGCAUGCCCCAAGUCGUAUGGAAUUAGCAUUGGUUGGUAAGCCCAGGGAUAGAAAGAAAAUAAGUAAUCAGACAGAAAACUCCCAAAGGAAAGAAGAUCAUGCAACAUCAGGGAAAGAAGCAUUGCCUGUAAUUGGUGUUUGGGAAUUUGAACGUGAUGAUGAUGAAUAUAUUAACUUCCUUGAGCUCUUCUUGAGUUAUGUUCUUGAAAGAGACCUUUGUUCCAGUGAUCCUGGCAUUCCAUUUUUGACGAGCUUUUCUGGGCGCCUUAGAGAAUAUGAACUUAAUUCUUUACUCUUUGAUGUACAUACAACAUUAAAACGACGCCAGAGCAAAACCAGCAGUGAGAGUGUGUAUAGAGCUGGUUCCUGCUUUGCUGUCACUCCUGAGUCACAGGAAUUUGAAAACCUGUCCUCUUUAAACAGUGUGGGUGCCCGAAAUUUAGAAAGCCAAGCCCUUUCAGCUUCAGAACUAAGUAAGCAGUCAGGGGGCACCUCAGAGAACCCUCUACCUGAAGUCGUGAACCUUGAAAGAACCGCAGGAUUGUUUGGCUUAAAACAAAAGCCAAUUUAUAGAGUUCCAGAUGACAGACGAGAGAAACCCACAGUGCAGAGAUCAUCAAGCCACUCCUCUUGGAUCCCCAAGUCCAUUAAAACCGUAAGACACAGGUUCCAAGCUCUGCAGUGCAGUGCUGGCCACCCUCGGGAAGACCUUCCUCUGGCACUUCAGAACAUGUUUGGGGAUGCGGGGAGACUGGUAGAGUGGAUGACCCGGUGGUCAGAUCGGAGACUCCUCUGUGACUCUGGGGUCACUCGGUCGUCCUGUAAAUACAGUCCAGUAAUUCGUGUGAAGACCUCUGCAGCUGCCAUUCUCACCUCAUUAUGGCUUCUGGAGCGACCCUACUCUGCUGCAUAUAUGGCAAGAAAGGGCGUUACUAAGGUUCUAGAGAAUCACACUGUGUCUCAAGUGGCAGCCGAGAGGGAGAGCAACAGUAAUGUUGACUUUCCAGUUGCAGUAGCAGCUCAGACAGGAACUGAGGAGAGAAAUGACCAGAGUGAAUGCCAUCAAAGCCUCUGGAAGAAAAUGCCAGCUGAAGCAGAACACCGUGGAGUGAAGGAAGCUGAGGGUGAGCUCAUUCCUGCGACUCAUAGGACUGAGAGAGACUUUGUAGAUGUUGACGAGAGUCAUUCAGAAGUAGAGUCAUUUACACAAGAUGACAUGGAUAUGCACAUCUCAGACUCUGAAGAAGAACCUGUUAGGAGCCUCAGAGGUCCCAGUGCUGCCACCUGCAUGCCAGUGUCACAGCUCUCGUCAGAGCAUUCCACAGAAGAGGCUCAGUGUUCCAGGAAAGAACCACUGGAGACCAGUGUGGAUACAAAAUUGACAGAACAGAAAGGUGCACAGAUUUCUGAACUUAAAGAUAAAUCAUCCACAGUUGCACCCCUCAUGUCAAAUGGAGCCCAGGUUACUUCACAAACACCUCAGAAGACUCAGGGAAAUGAACACAGGGUUCAGUUACCAGAUUCUUCUGAUUCUGUUAGGCAGAUGCUCCAAGAUGAGAUGUUUAAAUUAGUUCAGCUGCAGCAGAUCAAUUUUCUGAGCCUUAUGCAAAUAGUAGGACCAUCUGUUGCUAAUCUCCCAGGCAUGCAUGGACUUCUUCAGCAGGCACAGUCUGGGGAAAGCCAAGUAUCAAAUCCCACAAAGAGUGAUUGUAUUGAAGUCAACAGCAGACAGAGAGUUUUUGCUCAACCACAAUCUGUGAAAGAGUGCACCAGGGAGCCUGGCACGAACAGCCCACCAGACCAUGAAAGAACUAGCCAAUAUGAUCAAAAUAGUAAUGGAGACACACAGGAUAUUCCACAUGGGAGUACUCCUUUGUGUCAAUUAGAUGGUCAGCCUAAGGUGAGAAGACAAACUGGAGCAUCUCGAAGCUUCGCACCUACUUCCCUUCCUGCUCCUGCUGGAAAUACUGGCCUCCAGCUUUUGUUCACACCUGCUGCUGUCCAGAAGAUGCCUCAGCUCAUUCCACCUGCCAGAACAGUCACUCCUGGUAGUGGGUUUCCUUUGCUUCAUUUUCAGCCGAAGCAUGAAUUCAAGCCCCUUUCCUUACCUGUAGGAAGAAUUCCAGAAGUUCCUUUCAGGCCACAGGCCCAACCAAAAGAAGCUUGGGGCUUGUCAGACUGUUGGCAGCCUCCUGUGUCUCAGAGAAUAGUGCAUACCGUGCCGCCAUCUCCUUCAGAUUCGAGCCGUUAUAAUGCUAAAGCCAUGAAAAGAGCAGAGGCCACGCUCACGGGUGUCCUGAAGCCUGUGAGCGUGGACCAGUGCGCUGGGCAAGGGUUCCUGAAACCUCAGCAGGAUGCUUCAAUAUUUAUAAAGCCAGAGAAUGUAUUUGAUGUUAAACCAAGGCCCCCGGAGACAGCUCUUCAGAAUUCUUUUGGACUUCCUUUAUUACACCUGCAAUUUAAGCCUCCUUAUGUAUUCUCCACAUCAUCAAGAUCAUUAAGUAGAUUUCCCUCAGUACCGGGCACAGAAGGAAGAAAACAUCCGCCACUAUCAUUACUUCAUCCAUGCUUGCCCCCAGAGAAUACGUAUAAGAAGCCUCAACUUAUCCCACUUGAAAACCUCCUGGCAUUUAAAAGAAGCCAACAAAAACUAGCAUACAAUGUAUUUGAACAAGGUGAUUCUGCUCAUCUUCACUGUCUAAAAGUCAAUAUGGAAGCUUCUAAAAUACCCCAAGGAAAGAAGAGGCAAAGCAGACGAGCUGAAAGGGAGCUGCAAGAAGGAAGAGCUCAGAAGCCAAGAAGAAAACCAAAUGUUAGUUUCCGGCCAGAGGAUUCUCUCAUUAGUAAUGAGUCAGAAGUCAUCAUGAAACCCAAGGAACAACUAGGACAUCAUGAUUCUCAGCCUUUGGAUAAAUUUGACAUUCCUUUUGAAAUGUUAGAAGAUGAUGUUAAUACUUCAGCGGGACUGCAUUUCAUGGCCUCUGUACGAAAGAAAGCGGUAGGAAGUCAUGAUGCAAGUACAAACACAGACCCAGACAAGGAAGGUACUUCUCAAGAAGUUGAUUCUGAAAGUAAUAAAAAUCAACAAGUCAUUUCUACAAACUCAGGCCAUGAACCUUUGAAUGUUCCACAGCCUUUGAUUCCAGAUAUCUAUCUAAAUGUCAGACUUCCCACUGGAGUAUCAGAGAAACCUUUGUCUCCUUCCCCACCUCAUAUGGCUAGACACACGUUUUUAGAUGUGAUUGACAUUGAAGCUGAUGAUCUGUUGGGAUUACCUGCCAGCGAGGAGCCUUCAGAUGAUGUUACCAAGCAGCAAAGCUGUCCUCCUCCAGAGCUUCCAUCGUCUGCAGAGUUACAUUGUAUGGCAGCUUCAGUUGUCAAUGCUGCUCCCCCUCAUACUUUUCACAGUCAAGAAUCUGCAAGUUCUACUCUGGGUUUAAUUUCUGAACCUGCAAAAAUGACCCAAUCCUGUCAGAGUGGGGAAGGCUGGAGAAAAAGUGUUACAGAAGCAAAGGAGCCUGAGAUUCCCUCCGUGAUGGCACCAGACAGGCAACAGGAGGGAGGUAUACUAGAAGAAAACGUACAGUUCAAGGAACAGAGCACAAAUCUGGACUCUGUAGAACAGUCCCUGCUUUGGACCCUGCUACAGGAUGGUUCUCCUGCAUGUCCUCCUCCAAGCCCCGCUGCGUGUCCCCCUCCAAGCCCUGCUGCGUGUCCCACACCAAGCCCCGCUGCUCCAAAGUUUGAACAUCUUACUGCCAAGCUUCAGAAGAUGGAUGAGCAGCUGUUAACAGUGCAGACCAUUGCAGAAAAUAUAGAACAAGACUUCCCUGCACCAGAAGUGCUGAGUCUUCACUGGGAAAAGGCUGGAGUGGUGGAUCAUGUUGGAUUAUCUUCUGGCCCUGAAAUUGAAAAGCUACUAGCUUCAAAAGCCGUCAGCAUUUCUGAAGAAGUGUCUUUCCAGACUCAAGAGGAUGUGGAAGAUCAAAACGAUACAGAGAAGACUUCAGAGACUGAAUUUUCAGUACCAGAAAAUCAUUCUAGCCAGAAAACCUUUGCUUGCCCUUCUGCGGGGUCUGCUGCUUGCUCUUCUGUGGACUGGAAUAUCGCUUCUCCCGGUGUGAAUAACAGCAAUGAAUUAUUUGAAAGCGUUUCUGAAGAUCAACUCCAGGUGACUGGCUUGACAGAUAUUGCUGACAUCAUUGAUGACCUUAUAACUAAGAGUGGAGUGUCCAGCCACGAGCUUGGCUUAACAGAAUGUCAAGCUAGAAAUAUAUCCAGGAUUCAGCAUCCUUCUGGCCGAUGUCCCCAAAGAACUGACAAGGAGAGAAGAGAGAUUAAAGCGUGGAUGAAAAGAAAGCAAAAGGAACGGAUGGCAGAGUACUUAGAUCAGCUGGCCGAAAAGAGGGGGCAGGAGCGCAACCCCUUCUGCCCCAGAAGCAGCCCGUUUUAUAUGACUUCGAGGCAGAUCAGGCAAAGACAAAAGAUGAAGCGUGAGAAAGAUAGGUUGCAGCUGUCGCACCACUAUAAUCAGCGAAUCUCACAAGCAUACUGUCUGAUGAAUGAACUGCUGUCUGACUCAGCACAGAUAACGGCACCUGCAGAUAAACGCUUACCACACAGACGCCCCUCUGCUCAGCAUUACACACGGCAGCAGUGCUCCCCUCCAAAGAGAGAGAGUUCACAUGGACAGAAUUUAUCUGUAAAUAGACCUGGAGGAGGCCGACGUAUUCCCAGAUCAAGUCAUCUCUGUAAGGGGGAGCCCUUGGGGCAGCCCCGAGGCUCAUCUCAGCUACGAGGCUCUAAUCCUCCAUGUCGGAGCCAGCGGGCCGUUGGGGAGGCUCCAGUGCAGCAGGCGUGCACAGAGGGUGAGAGGGAAGAGACGGUGGUGAGUCCCUGGACUCUGCCCUCUGAAAUCCACAGGAUUCUUCAUGACAGGUCCGGGUCCCUCCCACAGGACAUGUCACCAGCUGAAGAGGAAGAGCCCGAGCCCUCUCUUUUGGCGGGUGGCAUGGACAGCGUGUCUGAGAGCACUGGCAGCAUCCUCAGCAAACUUGACUGGAAAGCCAUUGAAGACAUGGUGGCCAGCGUGGAGGAUAAGAACCUGUCUGUGCACUGGGCCUUAGACCAGUAGGACCUGCAUGACAUUCUCUUUCCAGGCACUGGCCAGAGUCUCAGAGAUGUCCUCAGAGUUGUGUGGGUCUAAGGCGUGAAACACUGACAGAAAUGAGAAUUUAUAGCCUGCAGCGUUAGGCUUCUCUGGGUUAACCAUCCUAAGAUGGAAAAUAAACAUGUAUCAAUAAUAUUGCCUUUAUUAGGAAAGGUUGUUUAGAGAAAAGUAUUAUGUUUUGCAUGUGCUUCAUUUUAAAUACAUGUCAAGCCAGGUUUUCACAAUAUUUAAAUUAUUUUGAAUAAAAAAAUUGUAUCUGCU